AGUAUAUAAUAACAAUUUAGCGAGACAAGAAUGUUAGUCAAAAGCUGAAAUUGUUGAGUCAGAUUAACAAGGUCGAACGUUUGAAGUUUCAAUUGUUUUAUCCUCAAAAUGGAACCAGAAAAAAUAAAAAAUUUAGACGAGUUGAUUAAAAAAUACCAUGGUGAAGAUGUGCAAAUUGUGGAUAAAAAGAUGACGUACUUAACAGCCCCCGGUGAAAAUUACCUCAGCGAUAUAUUUAAACUCGAUGUUACUAUUAAAAAUAAAAAUGGUAAUGAAAGUAUCGAGCACUACGUUGCCAAAUCAAUAUUGAUAAAACCCGAGAUGUCAACAGAAAUCAGUGUUGAAAUUUUUAAAAACGAAAUAUUAUUUUACACGACGGUUAUUCCUACGAUACGACAAUUUGCUAAAGAACAUGGACUCCAAGACAAGGACGUUUUCCCAGAAUUGAUUGCGGCUAGAUUGAAUUUAGAUCAUACAGAUAAACCUGAUGAGAAUGCUGUUCUGAUUCUGGAAAAUUUGGUGGAAAAAGGAUACACCAAUACUGAUAGACACAAAAGCUUUGAUCUAGAUGGCGUUAAAUUGAUAUUGUCAGAUCUCGCUGUUUUCCACGCUAUACCUUUGGCUAUGAAAAUUCAGAAUCCGAAAUUGUUUGAGGAGAAUAUCAUUAAAAAUUGCGGUUUGCCACCUCCUCCUGGGAAACGUGAUGAUGAAAUGAAUCCAUCAUCACAAUCUCAACCUCCAAAAAAUGAUAAAAUGAAACCCCCAAAUCUAUUGCCUCUUUUUAUAGAGGUAGCCAAAGAAGAUAUUUUUUGUAGAAAUUAUAUUGAUAAAUUGGAGAAAUUCAUAGCAGAUAUGGAAAAGAAAAUGCACGAAAAAUUCCGUAGUAAACCCGAUUAUAGCUCGCCUUUUGCAACUUUAUGUCAUAAUGACAUGUGGGUAAAUAAUACAAUGCAACUUUCCGAACAAGGAAAGUUCGUGAAAAAUAAGUUUGUAGAUUUCCAAAUGUGUAACGUGAAUGAACUAUUUUCGGAUUUAAUAUUUUUCCUUUUCAGUAGUGUGGAUUUAGUCACCCUUGAAAACCAUUUUGAUUAUUUGAUAAUGUUUUAUCACGAAUGGUUCAUUAAAAUUUUGGAAAAGUGCAAAUGCGACGUCGGUCCUUACGCUUAUAACAAAUUUAUGCUAAAACUUAACGAAGCCAUCCCGUCGUCUUUCUUACAAAUAAUGAUAAUGAAUUUUACGGUUAUUUAUGCAAAGAAGGGAGAAGUUGGAGGCCCUUUCGGAAAGAAAGAAUUCACAUCUAGUGAAUCACAUCCAAUAGCUAAGAAGAAAUUUUUAUUUUUGUUUAGAAAAAUGAUUGAAAACGAAUGGAUUUAA
Molecule: messenger RNA, 1374 nt
Organism: Diorhabda sublineata
Lineage: Eukaryota; Metazoa; Arthropoda; Insecta; Coleoptera; Chrysomelidae
Exons: 3
Coding region: 109-1374 (421 amino acids)
Source: RefSeq, a predicted model, not a curated record